CUGCCCUGCGUGUCCGCCGCCGCCACCGCCGGGAUGUUCCAGCCCACCCCGAAGCGCUGCUUCACCAUCGAGUCGCUGGUGGCCAAGGACAGCCCCGCUGCCGCCUUGCCGGCCUCCCGGGGCCCCGCCGAGGAGCCCCUCCGCCCGGCCGCCCUCAGCUACGCCAACGCCGGGCCCGUCAACCCCUUCCUCAACGGCUUCCACGCCGCCGCCGCUGCUGCCGCCGCCGCCCGAGGCGUCUACGCCGCCAACCCGGACCUGGUCAGCUUCGCCGAGGCCAACGCGCCCGUCCACCCGCCGCCGCCGCCGCCCCACCCGCCUCCCCACGCCCUGGGCGCCCACCCGCUCCCCGCCGCCCACGCCCCGCACCCGCUCUUCGCAGCCUCGCAGCAGCGAGACCCCGCCGCCUUCUACCCUUGGCUCAUCCACCGCUACCGCUACCUGGGACACCGCUUCCAAGGCAACGAAACGAGCCCGGAAAGCUUCCUUUUGCACAAUGCCCUCGCCAGGAAACCCAAACGGAUCCGCACCGCCUUCUCUCCGUCGCAGUUGCUGAGGUUGGAGCACGCCUUUGAGAAGAACCACUACGUGGUCGGGGCGGAGAGGAAGCAGCUGGCGCACAGCCUCAGCCUCACGGAAACUCAGGUAAAAGUUUGGUUCCAGAACCGACGGACGAAGUUCAAGCGGCAGAAGUUGGAAGAAGAAGGCUCGGACUCGCAGCAGAAGAAAAAAGGGACUCAUCACAUUAACCGGUGGAGAAUCGCCACCAAGCAAGCCAGCCCGGAGGAGAUCGAUGUCACCUCAGACGAUUAAGUCACCCCUCUUUUCUUCCUCACUUUCCCCCCACUUUGGUUUGUUUUUGGUAAAAAGAAAGGAGAGAGAAAAAGAAACUCCAAAAAAAGCUGGCACUUGAGAAACAAAACAAGAGCAAGAGCAAAGGAAGCAGACUCUUCUUCUACGAACACAGACUCCGGUGUCGGCGCCUUUAAGGGAGGGGAGGGGGUCUCUUUCGAAAAAGGGGGCGACAGAGCGGAAGGAGGAAGGGAGGGGGAGCUGUCAAUCAAAGCCCAAACGCGGAACUAUCCCGCUUUCCCUCUUAGCCUUCGUCCACACGCAAGCACCUACUUUGCACUUGGCCAGGGAGAUUGGAUCUCUUGUUCCUCAACUCAACCCCACACUCAGCCAAAAUAUCGACCUACCUGUUCGAGAAACUUGAACGUGCAUGCUUUAAACACACACACACACACACACACACACAAAUUCAAGACCUUGCAGAAGGCUUUCCGACAGAAAUUUAUUCCCCUCCCCUUCCAAUUUGCUAAAGACAGGCAGAUAUGAACUGUAAGCCCCCUUCUCCCACCCUCUUUCUCCUUUGAGACAGGUUCUGUGUGCUUUUUUAAAUGAUUUUACGAGAAACUGUGCCGUCUGUAAACCUUUUUUUUUUAAAUGAUAACUUCUGGCGUCAACGUGGUUGUGAAAACUCAAAUGAAGUAGCGGUAACCAAUUCUAAUUAUUUUUUAAUUAUUAUUAUUUUUUAAAUUUUUUGCUCCUCCCAAUGGAUAAAAUCUUUGAAGAAGAAGAAGAA
Anolis sagrei ordinatus is the source of this 1585-nucleotide messenger RNA. It is a transcript of the gene EMX2, whose product is annotated as empty spiracles homeobox 2. Gene Ontology annotation, cellular component: nucleus. The record is from RefSeq and is a predicted model, not a curated record. Lineage: Eukaryota; Metazoa; Chordata; Lepidosauria; Squamata; Anolidae. Gene Ontology annotation, molecular function: RNA polymerase II cis-regulatory region sequence-specific DNA binding; DNA-binding transcription factor activity, RNA polymerase II-specific. Gene Ontology annotation, biological process: regulation of transcription by RNA polymerase II; central nervous system development; neuron differentiation.